Messenger RNA from Pistacia vera, 1425 nucleotides. RefSeq names its product probable leucine-rich repeat receptor-like protein kinase At1g35710. Gene Ontology annotation, molecular function: protein binding. The transcript is spliced from 2 exons. The record is from RefSeq and is a predicted model, not a curated record. The coding region runs from base 1 to 1425 and encodes 474 amino acids. Lineage: Eukaryota; Viridiplantae; Streptophyta; Magnoliopsida; Sapindales; Anacardiaceae.
AUGGUACUAGAGCUAAAGCUCAUCUUCUUCUUCUUCACGAAGCUUAAUACCUGGACCCUUUCUCCUGCAAAUGCGACCGAAAUUAGCCCAUGUAGUUGGUCAGGAAUUUCUUGCAAUCAUGAGGGAAAUAUCAAAAGUAUUCAGCUCAUUAAUACAAGCUUAGAAGGUAAGCUUCACUCAUUUUUGUUCUCUUCGUUUCCGCAUCUUGCUUAUCUUGAUCUUAGCAGUAACCACCUCUUUGGUACCAUUCCACCUCAAAUUGGAAACCUCUCCAAACUCCAGUACCUUGAUUUGUCGAAUAAUCAGUUUUCUGGGAAAAUCCCACCAGAAAUUGGCCUCCUAUUAAAUUUGGAGGUCUUUCAUCUAGCUGAGAAUCAAUUAAAUGGCUCCAUUCCUAAGGAGGUAGGAAAUUUGAAGUUCCUUUCCCAUCUAUGGUUAAGCAAAAAUCAACUUACUGGCAUUAUUCCUCCCACCCUCGGUAAUUUGAGCAACAUAAAAGUUUUGCUUCUUCGAAAUAAUAAACUUACUGGUCACAUUCCCCAUGAGAUAGGAAACUUAAAAUCUCUUUCUACUCUCGGGUUGAGCUUAAACAGACUAAUUGGUUUCGUUCCUAGUUCUUUUGGUAAUCUGAGUAACUUAGUAUUGUUAUAUCUCCGUGGUAACGAGCUUUCCGGUUCCAUUCCUCAAGAAAUCGGAAAUUUGACGAAGUUGGUUAAACUUUUGUUGUUUGAUAACCAUUUCACUGGCUUUUUGCCGCAAAAUAUUUGCCAAUCUAGAGUACUAGAAAACUUUUCUGUUCGUGACAACAAUUUUGUAGGUCCAAUCCCAAAAAGCUUACGAAAUUGCACAAGCCUAGUUAGAGCCCGCUUUGAAAAUAACCAGCUCAAUGGAAAUAUAUCUGAAGAUUUUGGCAUCUAUCCUAUUAUGGAGUUAUUAGAUCUCAGCAACAAUAAAUUUUACGGUGAAAUCUCAUCUACUUGGGCAAAGUGUCCACAAUUGGGCACCCUAAAGAUUGCAGGAAAUCACAUUACAGGGAGCAUACCGCCUGAAAUGGGAGACACACCUCAGCUACAUGAACUCGAAUUUUCUCGGAAUCGUUUAGUUGGAGAGAUUCCGAAUGAGUUUGGCAAGUUGACUUUUCUAACUAACUUGACAUUGAAUGGAAAUCAGCUUUCUGGUGGUAUACCUCUUGAACUUGGCUUGCUUACCGAACUUAAGUACCUUGAUUUAUCCGCAAAUAAAUUGAGUAAUUCAAUCCCUGGAAGUUUAGCUUCCUUAUUGAAAUUGCAUUACUUGAACUUGGGAAGCAAUCAAUUUAGCCAAGAAAUUCCAGGUCAGCUGGGGAAUCUAACUCAUCUAUCUGAGCUCGAUUUGAGUAACAACUUGCUGAGAGGAGAGAUAUCAUCACAAAUCUGCAAUCUAUAA